CGCGUGUAUAUAUACAGCCCCCUACACCUCAUCCCUGCUCUGGACCGCUCUUUCAGCUUAAACCGCAAAGAGACACGGAUCGCUUCGUGAGAGACAGAGAGAGCUGCUCUCUCCACCUCACUCCCCUCAAUUUGUUCUCAAGCAGUGAGUGCGUCACUCGCUCGCUCCCUGCUGCCGGUGGUAUACGGCGCCGCCUUCUUUGUCCCGGCCCGGCACUGCGCUCGCGUGAGCGGAAAUAAAAGGGGAGCCUCGUCUCCAUCGAUCUGUUCAGCUUCGAGUUCGGUGAGCAAAGCGAAGAAGCGAGAGAGAGAGAGAGAGAGAUGGGCCGGCCUCCGUGCUGCGACAAGGACGGCGUGAAGAAAGGGCCAUGGACGCCCGAGGAGGACCUGGUGCUCGUCUCCUACAUCCAGGACCAUGGCCCCGGCAACUGGCGCUCCGUCCCUACCCGCACCGGGCUGAAGCGUUGUAGCAAGAGCUGCAGGCUGCGUUGGACGAACUACCUGCGUCCGGGGAUCAAGAGGGGAAACUUCACGGCGCAGGAGGAGAAGCUGAUCGUGCACCUGCAGGCGCUGCUGGGGAAUCGCUGGGCCGCCAUCGCCUCCUACCUCCCCGACCGCACCGACAACGACAUCAAGAACUACUGGAACACCCACCUCCGCCGCAAGCUCCAGCUCCAGGCCGACGGAGUCUCCCCGUCUUCCUCCAAGCCGGCCACCGCCGCGAACAAGUCUUCUUCCUCGGCGGCGGCGUCGACCAAGGGCCAGUGGGAGCGCCGGCUCCAGACGGACAUCGGCCUCGCCCGCCGCGCGCUCCGCGAGGCCCUCACCGCGAUCCGCGACGGGGAUGAAGAAGAAGACGACGACAUCAAGCCCCAGGCGGCUUCUGGGGAGAGCCCCGCGGCUUCGAGCUCCUCUGGCGCGUCCAUGUCGAUCUCGAUGUCGCAGCCGACGCCGUACGUGCUCACCGCGGACAACGUCGCCAGGAUGCUCGACGGAUGGUCCAAGAGCAGCAAAGGCCGCGCGGCUGCGGCGGACAGCCCGCCGUCGUCCGGCUCGUCGGCGUCCGAGCUCUCCUGCGGUGGGGCCGCCGCUUCCGAGUGCGUGAGGAAGCCGGCGGUGUCGGCGCCGGCGCCGGAGCAGCCGUCGGAGCUGAGCGCGAUCGAGACGUGGCUGUUCGCGGACGACGUCAGCAACGCCGUCGGCUUCCUCGGCCACGGCCAUGGCUACGGCGGCGGCUUGCUCGACGGCCCCAACCCCGGCCUGCUUGGCGGCGGCUUGCUUGACGGCCGUUUCUAGCUAGCUAGCGGGUGCCAAGGGUUAAAGAUCGAUGUUACUGAAGUGAGGACUGAGGAGGGUGUUUAGCUGUUUGAUCUUACUGCCUAAGGAAAACUACAUAGAUCCUGAAGUAUCUUGGGGGUAAUUAAGCGAGUUAGCCCCCUUGAUCUCUUGUUUACUCAGGAUCUGGGUAGUUUUCAUUUAGGGGUAAGAAGGGAGAUUGGAGUAGUAUGAAUGUGGACUUUAAUAUGUUUAAUAUGGACCUGUGGUUUUGUCCUGCGUAUAUUGCGUAGAUCGAACUGCUUUUGCAAAAGCUGCAAUGUAAGGGAGAAUAAAUUUGGAAAUCCAUCUGGCCGUGUUGUGAUA
Messenger RNA from Brachypodium distachyon (stiff brome), 1640 nucleotides. Its product is annotated as transcription factor MYB94. Gene Ontology annotation, biological process: response to auxin. The transcript is spliced from 2 exons. NCBI's taxonomy places the organism in Eukaryota, Viridiplantae, Streptophyta, Magnoliopsida, Poales, Poaceae. The record is from RefSeq and is a predicted model, not a curated record. Bases 321 to 1295 code for a protein of 324 amino acids.